This is a messenger RNA of Ostrinia furnacalis (Asian corn borer), 1647 nucleotides long. Its product is annotated as leucine-rich repeat-containing protein 74B-like. The transcript has a single exon. Lineage: Eukaryota; Metazoa; Arthropoda; Insecta; Lepidoptera; Crambidae. Bases 1 to 1647 code for a protein of 548 amino acids. The record is from RefSeq and is a predicted model, not a curated record. Gene Ontology annotation, molecular function: protein binding.
AUGUCCAGCGAACAUUCCUUUGUCCCAGCUCCAGUGGUGCAGGUAGUCUUCGAGAAAGACAGCCUUCCGUCUUCGGAGGAGCCUCCCAUGGAAGAGUGGUCUUCCCUCCUCUUCGACGUGCGGGAACAAGUAAACGUCAAACGAGACAGGUAUGCAGAGGGGCUCUACGACCCUGGCAGUGGGGAAAUAUGCACCAAGUACGCACCACUUUCUGCUAGCUCAGUCUUACGACACCCUUAUUAUAAUUACCCUGGUGUUAAAGACCCAGGAAUCAGAGAAGCUCUAUUUCAUCCCAUCCCAAAAAUCAUAUAUCCCGACGAUGGUCAAGAACUCUACAUGGACACAUGCAAAGAAAUGAACCUAUGCCCGAUUAGAAGCUUCUGUCGUCAACUUCUUGAAGAAAAAGUAGAUCUAAAGUACUACGGAAUCGCUCCAUCUGCGUUUCGCUCCAUAGCUAUGGCACUUAAGUUAAACAGAAACGUUCAAGUUCUAGAUUUAACUGAUAACUUCAUAAGUAUAGAUGGGUGCUACCAUUUAGGCGAAAUGUUAGUAAAUAACAUAACUUUGAAAGAGCUAAAUUUGACAGGAUGCAGAAUUGGCCCAGAUGGAGCGAGAUUUCUGCUGUACAACCUUCAUUUGAACCGAACACUCAAAAAAAUAAACUUAUCCAGAAACCAGUUAGAAGAUCGAGGUGUGGAGUAUUUAGCCAGAGCUAUUUUUAAGGGAUCAGACAUUGCAGAUGUAAAUCUGAGUUACAACAAGUUAACUGGCAACUCAGCGGCAAUGCUGGCCGAGGUGAUAGAGAUUAAUAAUAAAUUCACUCACCUAGAUAUGUCAUGGAAUUCUAUGCUGUCCCCUAACGCGAUAUAUACCUUGUGCGUCAGGCUCUCUCAAAAUGAUAAAUUUGAGGUGCUCAAUUUAUCUUGGAAUGCACUAAGUGGUCAGCGUGUUGGAAACGGAAUAAAAGUACUAAUGAAAAAUCCAAAUCUACGCAGUUUGAAUUUGUCCAAUAACAACUUAAAGGGAUUGGCGAUUAAAGCGAUUGGAACGAAUUUACCGAAAGCUGUCAAACUUGAAGUGUUAGAUUUAUCGUACAAUACUAUGACCCCUGAUGAUGCUGUCAGAUUGUUGACAUUCAUGAAAGAACGUCAGGUCAAGCUGCAAAGGCUUUUGAUGGAUAACGUGAUUGUUAAUGAGCAGUUCCUGAUAGUCCUAGAUGAGGUGAAAAGAUUAAAGUUUCGUAAAAACACCGUUAUCACGUGGGGUGGGUUGCGGCCCACGUUCGUAUCGAAAGGCAUCGACAUGCGAGAAAUACUGUUUAACAGGGCUGAUGCUAUAUGCCGCAUGAAGAAGCAACCGGUAGAUAUAGCCUUGAUUAUCCUCGCUAUGCAUAAGGAGAGCAAAGAUCCUUGGGCAACAAAGCAGUUCUUUAGAUCUGUAAGAAGAGCUGGCGCUGUACUAGAUGACGACUUGCUAGUAGAGAUGUGUAAUAUCUUCGCCGGUCCUAAGGCGGAGAAGACAACGACUGUCAACAUCAACGGCAUAGUGGAUUAUCUUCGCCGCAAGUGGCCUGACAGGCAACUACCCCCCACUCCCCCUCCCGAACCAGAACCCGAAAAAAAGAAAAAGUUGAAAGGCAAAAAGUGA